AUGUGGCUGUUCCCUGCUCAGAAGUUUAAGUACGUGUUGGAGGAAGUUCACACCUGUGAGGGAUCUCUAAAUAACCUACAAGAAGAGAAACCUCCUGAUCUUUCUGUCUUUUCAGGUCAUGACAGGCACUGCCUCAGAGGUCUGAUCACCAACAUCAGUGACCCUAUCACAGCUAAAGUCAGUCCUCAUGGUAAGAGCUAUGUCUCUGGUUCGUGGGGAAAACAAUCCCAGAAGGAGAGCGAAGGGCAGAAGAACAGUUACUGGGUUCAACCUCUGCUCAGCAGCCACAUCUGGGGCAACACUGUGCGCCUUUACCAAACCUAUGAAGACCUCAUGGCCUCAACAAACCACAGAGAAUAUACAUUUGCUUCAUCUUACAGUCAUCCCAGCACAAAUGAAGGUCCGAACGCCGUCCUGUAUGGCGAGGCUCUGUAUUAUCACUGCUACCGCUCUGCAGACGUUUGCCGGUACGACCUGGAGACCAACGAGGUCAAACGGGUGACUCUUCCAGGCACUGGUGUGGGUUUCAACAACAAGUUCCCCUACUGUUACUACGAUUGCCGGCUCAAUAGUGAUGUUGAUGUAGAGGCAGAUGAAACAGGACUGUGGGCUCUCUAUGCCACUAUAGGUAACCAUGGUAACAUUGUGAUCAGCCGCUUAGUUUGGGACAGCGAGGUGAAGAGUCUCAACGUGACACAGACGUGGGAAACGAGGCUGUUCAAGAAGGCAGUAAGUAACGCCUUCAUGGUGUGCGGUGUGAUGUACGCAACUCGUUACGUUAAUGAGUUCCGGGAGGAGGUGUUCUACGCCUUCGACACAGCCACAGGCAAAGAAGACAACUCACUAGCAAUACCACUGGAGAAGGUAGCUAAAGCAGUGGCUAGUCUGAGCUACAAUCCCACCAACAAGCAGAUCUACAUGUACAACGAUGGAUACUUGCUAGCCUACCAGGUUUACUUCUGA
Molecule: messenger RNA, 963 nt
Organism: Neolamprologus brichardi
Lineage: Eukaryota; Metazoa; Chordata; Actinopteri; Cichliformes; Cichlidae
Source: RefSeq, a predicted model, not a curated record